Molecule: messenger RNA, 657 nt
Organism: Entamoeba nuttalli P19
Lineage: Eukaryota; Evosea; Mastigamoebida; Endamoebidae
Exons: 2
Coding region: 1-657 (218 amino acids)
Source: RefSeq, a predicted model, not a curated record
AUGUUAUCAGAAGAGUCUUUAAAAGAAUUAUAUUUAAUAUGGAAAAAAGGAGGGUAUAUAGGAUUAGUAUUUGAUAAAAUAAUGCAUUUAUUUGAAGUAAUUAUAUUAAUGACGGUAUGUAUUAUUCUUACAAUAUUAGACUUUAAUAAAAUGUUUAAUACAAAAUCAAAAGAAAAUGAAUUAUUUGAUUAUUUUAUUUUAAAUGAUGGUUUUAGAAUUUGGUGUAUUUGGUGUAUUGUUAUAUUCUUCUCUCCUUUUAUUAUUAUUCAAAUAUAUUUCACUGUUAAAAAAUUACUUUCUUCUAAUACUAUUGAAGCAAAAGAAUUUUAUAAUAUAAAUCAUUUUCAAGACUUUAAUAGAAAUUGGAAUGGAAUAUCAAAAAUAAUAGCACCAUCUUCAUCAUUAAAUAGAAAAACAUUUGUUCGAAUGUAUAAUAAUAAAAUUGAUCCACAUUCUAAUUUAAUUAUUCGUUCAUCAAUUUCAUGGAAUUAUAAUUUAUUAACAUUGUUAUUUAAUAGAUAUUCUUUCUUUAAACAUUAUCCAUCAAAAUAUCUCAUUAAAAUUACUCAAUCAAUUUUAUUUCCUUCUUUCUUUGAUGAAACUUUUUGUAGAAAUGUUCAACAUGAUAGUAAUUUACAAAAAAUAUGGAAAAAUUAG